Messenger RNA from Drosophila kikkawai, 1046 nucleotides. RefSeq names its product very long chain fatty acid elongase F-like. Gene Ontology annotation, biological process: sphingolipid biosynthetic process; very long-chain fatty acid biosynthetic process; fatty acid elongation, monounsaturated fatty acid. Gene Ontology annotation, cellular component: endoplasmic reticulum membrane. Gene Ontology annotation, molecular function: fatty acid elongase activity. NCBI's taxonomy places the organism in Eukaryota, Metazoa, Arthropoda, Insecta, Diptera, Drosophilidae. The record is from RefSeq and is a predicted model, not a curated record.
UAUUGGAGAAAGGAGCCCUAAGCCAUAAACAGGAAUAUGACUUCGCCAGAUCCAAUUCGGUUGGCUUUCUUUAAGACUCCCUGGCCCACCCUUGGGGUGCUGGCAGCCUACCUUCUGUUCGUCCUGAAGGUGGGUCCCAAGCUCAUGGACCGUCGACAGCCCUUUGAACUGCGCGGUGUGAUCAAGGCUUAUAACAUCAUACAAAUCGUGUACAAUAGUGCGUUGUUCGUAUACGUCUGCUACGUCGUCUUUAGUUUCUACGACUUGAGGUGCCCCAUAACCUUGCCCUUGGGCCAUAAGGGCAAGGAUUUAGAGCGACUUUUCGCCAACGCGUACUACAUCAACAAGCUCAUUGAUCUGGUGGAAACGGUGUUCUUUGUGCUGCGCAAGAAGAGCAAACAGAUAUCCUUUCUGCACGUCUUCCACCAUGUGUCUGUGAUCCUGGCCUGUUACCUCCUCCAGACUCUGCAUGGUCACGGCGGCAUUGGGGCCUGGAUGGUUAUCCUUAAUUUGAUUGUACACGCGUGUAUGUACACUUAUUACCUUCUGUCCUCCAUUAGCCCGGGAGUGCAAAAGGCGAGUCUGUGGUGGAAGAAGUACAUCACCAUCAUCCAGCUCAUUCAGUUCGCUUUAGUUAUGCUCCAUAUGAUCGACAUGAUUAUGCAGAGCGAUUGCAGAGCUCCACGACCAGGGAUCUAUGCCUUUGGAUUCCUAUAUGGGGCCUUGACUGUGAUGUUCUCCAAGUUCUACUAUCAGUCGUACAUAAAUCCCAGCCGGAAGAAGGCAAAGGGGUCCUUAUAAGCCUCUACAUUUUUGUAUUCAAACGAAACGAAAUUAACCCACUUGUAACAUAAUUCAAGAUUCUACGUUCUUUUUAAUAGCAUAAUUAUUUCAUUUAAUUUCUUCCAUUUUUGUGGAAUUAAGCCCAAAAAGAAAAUAAGAAAGCUAUGCAUAAUACGAUAUUAGAUCGGAUGUAAGUAUCGUCAGUUUAAUUGUGCAAUAAGAAUGGUUUAUAAAUAUUACAUUAAAUUAACAUAUUAAACUUU